This is a messenger RNA of Talaromyces atroroseus, 1629 nucleotides long. RefSeq lists its product as hypothetical. The transcript has 4 exons. Lineage: Eukaryota; Fungi; Ascomycota; Eurotiomycetes; Eurotiales; Trichocomaceae. The record is from RefSeq and is a predicted model, not a curated record. The coding region runs from base 1 to 1629 and encodes 542 amino acids.
AUGGCAUCUAAGACGAAAAACUACAAGAUCUUGGCAGCGGCGAAGAGAGCUCAGCAGCAGGACAAGAUCCCCGAGACUUGGCGGAUUCCUGCGGAGAGUUUCCAAGAUGCUACCAACGUGAUGGAUAUACCACUUACCUGCGGCAUAUUAGACCAAACAGAAGUCAAAAUCACUUCUGACUACGACGCAACUGCGCUUCUUGAACAGCUCAAGGCUAGAGUGUGGUCGACUGAGCAAGUGAUUGUAGCCUUUUGCAAACGGGCUGCCAUUGCCCACCAGCUAACGAAUUGUCUAACGGAGAUAUUCUUCGAGGAUGCGAUUGAACGAGCGAAGAAACUUGACCUGGAAUACGAGCAAAAGUUUCGUGGGGAUGCUCUCCCGCCACUUUUUGGGCUCCCAAUUUCACUCAAGGAUAGCUUUCAGGUUGCUGGAUACGAUAAUUCAACCGGAUUGGGUUGUUAUGUGGAUCAGCCAGCAAAGGAACAUAGCGCGCUGGCUGCUAUGCUAAUUGACUUGGGUGCGGUUCUGUACUGCAAGACCAAUCUGCCUCAGGCAAUCAUGACUGGAGAUAGUGACAACAAUAUCUUUGGAAGAACUCUGAACCCUCGCAACAAAAUGCUCACUGUGGGUGGAAGCACAGGAGGCGAAGGCGCACUCAUUGCGCUUCGAGGCAGCAUCCUCGGGGUUGGGACGGAUAUUGCUGGCAGCAUUCGUAUCCCAUCACUCUGCAACGGGAUCUAUGGAUUUAGGGCUAGCGUAGGUUUGGUUCCUCAUGGUGGUGUGCGAGACGUCACCACCCCAGGGACAGAUAUUGUCCGUUCAACAGCCGGGCCUAUGGCGACCUCACUCCGGGAUUGCUCUCUCUUUCUAAAGACGAUACUGCAAGCAGACACCUGGAAGUAUGACAGCACUUCUGUCUCAGUUCCAUGGCUGGACCUUGAACCCGCACGCAAGCUCCGUGUUGGCGUUGCUCAAAAUGAUGGCGUCUAUACCCCAUCGCCACCAAUUAGACGUGCCUUGCAGCAGGCGGUUAGUCUACUUCGUGACAACGACGACAUUCAAAUCAUCCCAAUUGACCUCCCCGACGUCAAAAUACUUUAUCAAGACCACGUAAGCUAUGUGACGCUACCAGGAAGUGAUUACUACUACGAACAGUUCGCGCGGACAGGGGAGCCAGUUGUCCCCUCGCUGGAAACCGUCGGCAUUCUGUCGGUGCCAGGAACGACUCUGCAGGGUUUCUUUGAUUUGAAUGUCCGCAGAGCCGGUGCCGCAAAACAGUACCUCAAAUUGUUCCGUGACAACGAGAUAGAUGUGAUUGUAAUGCCUCCAGCACCACAUACGGCAGUUCCCCUGGACUGCUGGGCGACUGCGGCAUAUACUGGUCUGUGGAAUUAUCUUGAUUAUCCGGCGAUUUCUGUUCCUGUGGGCUAUGUGCGAGACUUUGACUCUGCUGACGAUUUGAGCAACGCCCAAUUUGGCCCGGAGGAUGAGCAGGUCUACCGUCUAUAUACCAGCCCGGAACAAUACAAGGAUGCACCGGUUUCUAUUCAGGCGGUGGGAUAUAGACAAAGAGACGAGGCCUUGUUGAAGGCAGCAGCCGUACUGGACUCGAUCAUAAAUAGGGUUUAG